CCCCUCAUCUCUGAGCAAUGCCCCCUCCCAGGGGUGCUGAGGGGGUUCUGCGUGCCUGGGGAGGGAGGUGCCUUCCCCCCGGCUCUGAGCAGGGUUCCUGCAUGGUGAGGAUCCCCCAGUACAACGAGGGGUGUCUCCAAUCCCCACUGGGGCUGCACCCGGCAGGAGGAGUCCGGGAGGGUGCUCGUCCUGCCGUGAACUUUGGCUGCGGGCUCUGCCCCGGCGCAGGGGGAGGAGCGGCCACGGCCCCCCUGGCUCAGUCAGACUCUGCCGCCACCGCAGCCACAGCAGCGCCUAGAGCAGAGUCCUCUGCCCCUCCGAAGUCCCCACAAGGCGUCCUGGAGGAGGACACAGUCCCCACCCCAGAAUUCCUGAGCUGGGGGAGAAUAGGAUGUGUUGGCAGGCCCCGGCAUGUGGCUGUACGUGGUGCUGGCGGCACUGGGCUGGGCGCUGGGCUGGCUGCUGCGCGACCGCCGGACCCUGCCCUCCGUCAAGGACAAGCACGUCUUCAUCACCGGCUGUGACAGCGGCUUCGGCAACCUGCUGGCACGGCGGCUGGCCCGGCGCGGCUACCGGGUGCUGGCUGCCUGCCUUACCCAGAAGGGGGCUGACGGGCUCCAGAGGAGCUGCUCCGGCCACCUCCGCACCACCCUGCUCGACGUCACCCGCUCCGACAGCAUCCGCCGCGCCGCAGAGUGGGUGCGGGCUGAGGUGGGAGAGAAAGGUCUCUUUGGGCUGGUGAACAACGCGGGGGUGGCCAACCCCAUCGGCCCCACGGAGUGGAUGGGGAUGGAAGAUUAUCGCCAGGUGAUGGCCGUCAACGCCUUUGGGACCAUCGAGGUGACGCACGAGCUGUUGCCGCUGCUGAAGCGUGCGCGGGGCCGCGUGGUGAACACCUCCAGUGUGCUGGGCCGCCUCUCUGCCAAUGGCGGGGGCUACUGCAUCUCCAAGUACUGCGUGGAGGCCUUUUCCGACAGCCUGCGGAGGGACAUGUACCACUUCGGGGUGAAGGUCAGCAUCGUGGAGCCCGGCUUCUUCAAGACGGCGGUGACCAACCUGGAGAGCAUCGAGGCGUCGCUGCGGCAGCUCUGGGAGCGCCUGGCGCCCGAGACGCGGCUCAGCUACGGCGAGGAUUUCUUCCACAAGUACCUCAAGGUGCAGCGGUUCAUCAUGAACAUCAUCUGCGACGCCGACCUCAGCAAAGUGACAUGCUGCGUGGAGCACGCGCUGAGCGCCCGGCACCCACGCUCCCGCUACAGCGCGGGCUGGGAUGCCAAACUGCUCUGGCUGCCGGCCUCCUAUCUGCCCUCCUGCCUCAUCGACUUCGUCCUGGCCACCAUCCUGCCCAAGCCGGCGCACCAUGUUCGCUAGAGCCCCCCGCCACGGCCCCUGGCCACCCCCAG
Molecule: messenger RNA, 1403 nt
Organism: Colius striatus (speckled mousebird)
Lineage: Eukaryota; Metazoa; Chordata; Aves; Coliiformes; Coliidae
Gene: RDH5
Product: retinol dehydrogenase 5
Exons: 6
Coding region: 412-1371 (319 amino acids)
Source: RefSeq, a predicted model, not a curated record